AUGAAACACUGUUGGCCCUUCCUGAAUCAACAACAGCACAGUUCAGAGUCGCAGAACCCCGAGGAGCCAGUCCGUCCAGCAGGCGACCGCAGCAGUGGUGGUGUAUCUGAGGAGAGCCGGCCACAGACGAGCAGCAGGAGUCUGGAGCCUCCGCCUGAUGUCCCCUACUCCGCAGCAGGACUGACCUACAUCGGGAACCAGAACUCAGACGCUGGAAACGUACACACAGGAGCCCUUCCCCCGUGGCUCCAACAGGACGAGGACCCUCUGGAAGGCGGCUCCGGAUCAGCCUCAGCGCCGCAGCAGGAGCAGGGGCCUUCUCUCCAGGGCUUCCUCAAACACAAGGAGCAGGAGAAACUGAAGAAGCUGCCUCCGAACCGAGUGGGCGCUAACUUCGACCACGGCUCGCACACGGACGCUAACUGGCUUCCCUCGUUUGGGCGAGUGUGGGAGACCGGCCGGCGCUGGCAGUCCAGAGGGCAGUUCCGGAGAGAGGAGGAGCAGAAGAAGAGGAGGAGCAGAAGAAGAGACAGACGAGGAGGAGGAGGAGCAGAAGAGCAGGAUGGAGGACAACACUGA
Molecule: messenger RNA, 579 nt
Organism: Knipowitschia caucasica
Lineage: Eukaryota; Metazoa; Chordata; Actinopteri; Gobiiformes; Gobiidae
Source: the annotation of a GenBank genome assembly